GUAGCCGUGGAGUUUAUUUGUAAACAACAUGGCACCUGUAAAAGUAAAAUUUCCAAGUUUUGCAAGUAUUUCUCCUAACUUAAAAUUAAAUCGUUGAGAAAAAAACAAUAAAAAGAACAUAUUUUAUAUUCCAAAGAUUUAACGCCAAAGGAUGGGGUCGAGCCACAGUGCAUCAAGGCCUAAAAGCGGCCAACGAUCUAAUUUCAAUGUGAAACCAGAAACAUUGAUAAAUGGAGGCUCGAGCAUCUCCACAAUGGAUUCUUCACAUAGUCGUAAAAUGACAGAUGAAGAGAAAAACACUUACAUAAAAGAGGCUGAAUAUGAGGAUGGUAGCUUAGGAAUUAUGACUCAAGCCAGGAUAGAAGAAAUAGUUGAAAAUCUAGGACAGGAUGAACUAUUUUGUGACCCUGACUUUCCAGCUGAUAGUCAAGCAUUGUUCUACAGUGAAGAUAAACAUUCCACUGGGAAGAGUAUAAUUUGGAAAAGGCCAAAGGAUUUGAUGGAAGAAUGGCAAACUCCUCAGUUAAUGAUUGAUGGGAUGACAAGAGAUGAUAUAAAGCAGGGAAUUCUGGGAGAUUGCUGGUUCCUCUCCUCAUGUGCUGCAGUGUCACAGAGACCAAAGUACAUGAAAAAGAUAAUGCAGAAGGACCAGCCUCUUGUUGGAGAUGGUUACAAGGGAAUUGUGCAUUUCAAAUUCUGGAGAUUUGGUCAGUGGUCAGAUGUUUAUAUUGAUGACAGGCUACCAACAAAGGAUGGAAAACUUAUCUAUGCCUCAUGUACAGAUCCACAAGAGUUCUGGGUCUCUCUCAUAGAAAAGGCUUAUGCAAAGUUGCAUGGGUCUUAUGAAGCUAUAGACGGAGGACAAACUAUGGAUGCGCUGGUAGACUUAACGGGAGGCCUUGCAGAGAGAUACGAGAUAGAGCCGAAAGAUCCAAAUUUGUACAGACAGAUUCUCAGGGCAAGCAAAUCAGAGGCAUUUAUCACAUGUUCAAGAAAGGGAGAUUGGAGGUUAAGUAACAAGGCUGACCCAAAUGGUUUAGUUUCUGGACAUGCAUACACCAUUACAGGGAUAGAGAAGAUUCAGCAUAAGAUGGGUGAAGAUAAAUUGGUACGAAUACGAAACCCAUGGGCUGAUGGUACUGAGUGGAAGGGCUCGUGGAGUGAUAAUGACAUUAACUGGACGUGGGUUGAUGAAGAAACCAAAGAACAUCUUGGGCUGAAGUCUAAAGAUGACGGUGAAUUCUGGAUGUCAUAUAAGGAUUUUUGUCGCCAUUUCUCUGAGGUGACGAUCUGUUUAAUGGGGCCGGACUUUGAUGGAGAUGGGAUAUCAGAUCAAGCAGGUCAUUUUGAGGUUAUACGCGGAGAGUGGCUAUUAGGCAGUAGUGCUGGUGGGUCGAGGAAUGACCUGCAGAAGUUUGCAACAAAUCCACAAUUUUUAUUGACUUUAACAGAUCCAGAUGAUUUUAAUGAAGAAACAGAUGAUCCUGACAGUGAGGGCAAGUGCAGUAUAGUCAUAUCUCUGAUGCAAGAACAUCGUCAGUCUCGGAGAAACGUUAAAGUGAAACGUUUACAAAUAGGUUUUAUGUUAUAUCAGACAGAUGAUACUGAACAUUCUUUACCUGCAAGAUAUUUCAAAUAUCAUCCAGAUUGUGGUAAAUCAGGAGUGUAUAUAAACUUUCGCGAAGUAAGUGGACGUUUUGAACUGAAUCCAGGACAUUAUGUGAUAAUUCCUUCUAGUUUUAAACCUGAUGACCAGUCUGCAUUUAUGCUGCGUGUGUUCGGAGAAAAGAAAUUUGGAUUGAAAGGACCAUUGCCGCCUGCACCAGAACCUGAAUGAACCCCGAUUUGUAUGUAUGGGUGCGACUGUAUCCUGGCAUUACCUCCAAGGUGGUUCGAGAAUCUUUCACAAAGCAAAACUCCUGCAGUGUUUUUUAUUCCUCAGAAAAUAUUCUCUCACCUUUAAGAAUGGUGCUAGAAAAGUGUACCUCACGCUUUAAAUUCAAGUGCUCAGAAUAGCAGGUAAACAUGGAGGUACCCUGACUUUACCUUCAACGAGAACCAAGAAACAUUUACUAACAUUACUUUAUUUAUUUUACCCGAUUUCUACCAUUGAAAUUGAUGUGAAAAUGCAGAGAAAAUGGGCAAUUUAGUGUUCUGUUUAUUGUACUGAGUUGUGCAGUAAUUGAAAAUUUGAAUGAAAUACCAGAAUUCACAUGAAAGAUCUUUAAUAAAAACCAUAAUUUCCAAGGUUGUUGUAUAUCAAGCAAAACUUUAUUGUAAUGUUAUUCAUAUGUAUUGCUCAUGUAUCUUCACUAAAUAUUUAAGAAUUUAACACUAUUUUCACUUCAUUCUGUUAAUUUAAUAUAACACCUGGCUCAAGAUUGUUUGAAAAUCAAUAUUUAAUAGGAUACUUGACCUGAUUUAGAGCUUCAUCAAAGAAGAUUCUGUGUGUAGAUCUGAAUACAUUGUAGAAAUGAUAUUGGAGAUUCAAAAAUAUGAUACAUGUACAUACAAAUUCAAAAUGUGCCACAUUUUCUUUAUGGAUUUGUUUGCUUGAUCAUAUACUUUAUGGAUUGUUUAUGUGAGGAAGCUACCCUUACAGAAGAAAAAGGCCUGCUGCGUACUCUUGCUGUGUACAUACAGCGUAUAUGAUGCGUACAUGAUGUGUACUGAAAUCAAGGGCUUUAAAUAGUACGCAGGAUAUACACCGCACAUACACCAGUACGUUUGUAGUACACUUUUGACAUGCAAAUGAGCUCUGCCGCGUACUACUUGCUGCGUACAUGCUGUGGACUACAUAGUACACAGGAUGUACGCUGGAGGAAUUUAGUAUGCGGGAAAUAGUACGCAGCAUGUACGCGGCACAUACACUUUUCACAUGCAAAUGAGCCUGCGUUGUACUAGCCCUGCGGCGUACAUGCUGUGUACUCCUGCAGCAUACAUGCUGUGUACUCCUGGCCCGAGUCCUGCGGCAUACAUGCUGUGUACUCCUGCUGCAUACAUGCUGUGUACUCUUGUGGCGAAACUGCUGUGAUAAUGUAAAUUCCUUACCCCACCAACUUUUGUAUGCAAAUGCUGAUCAUUUGGACAGAAAAAAACAGAAAAAAGAUAAGUGACAUGCAUCAAUAAGUAUUUACCCUUACCAUAAUAAUGUAGAUUGAUAUUAUCAAAUAAAUUAGUAUGCUUUUCUUCAUCCACUUUUCAAUGAAAUAAAUCAAUUUUUGUAGCAUGUAAUUUGGUAAACAUUUGAAGAAAAUGGCGCAACUGCAUCAAGGGGAAACAACUUUAAUGCAACGAAAUAUAAGUGUUAUGAUUUAUUAUAGACGAUGUGUGCGUAGUAUGUAUUUAUAUUGAUUAAAAUCCAUCUGAGAACAAUCUAGGACUGGAAUUAUAUAAGCAUUUACAUGUAUACACUUUUACGUCUGUAAAAAGUAGCGCACCAAAAAAUUUUGGAUUGAUUUUUAGCUCGACUAUUCAUAGAAUAGUGAGCUAUUGCACUCGCCCAUGCGUCGGCGUCCGCGUCGGCGUCCGCGUCCGCGUCCGCGUCCCGAUUUUGGUUAAGGUUUUGUAUGUAAGCUGGUAUCUCAGUAACCACUUGUGGGAAUGGAUUGAAACUUCACACACUUAUUCACUGUGACAAACUGACUUACAUUGCACAGGUUCCAUAACUCUAUUUUGCUUUUUUACAAAAUUAUGCCCCUUUUUCGACUUAGAAAUUUUUGGUUAAGGUUUUGUAUGUAAGCUGGUAACUCAGUAACCACUUGUGGGAAUGGAUUGAAACUUCACACACUUAUUCACUGUGAUGAACUGAUCUACAUUGCACAGGUUCCAUAACUCUAUUUUGCUUUUUUACAAAAUUAUGCCCCUUUUUCGACUUAGAAAUUUUUGGUUAAGGUUUUGUAUGUAAGCUGGUAUCUCAGUACUUACUAAUGGGAAUGGAUUGAAACUUCACAUACUUGUUCACUAUCAUGAUCGACAUGCACUAAGCAAGUCCCAUAACUCUACUCUCUUUUUUUUCAAAAUUAUGCCCCUUUUUCGACUUAGCAGUUUUUGGUUAAAUUUUUGUAUGUAAUCUGAUAUCUCAGUAUCUACUAAUUGGAAUGGAUUGAAACUUCACACACUUGUUCACUGUCAUGAUCUAACAUGCACUGUGAAGGUCCCAUAACUCUACUUGGCAUUUUUACAAAAUUAUGCCCCUUUGACUUAGCAGUUUUUUGUUAAGUUUUUAUAUGUAAGCUGGUAUCUCAGUAUCCACAAAUUGGAAAGGAUUGAAACUUCACACACUUGUUCACUGUCAUGAUAUGACAUGCAGUACAGAGGUUCAAUACCUCUGCUUUGCAUUUUACAAAAUUAUGCCCCUUUUUCAACUUUUGUAUUCAUUCAGUUGACAAGGCUGUUGAAUAGUCGAGCGUUGCUGUCCUCCGACAGCUCUUGUUUCCAAUGGGGCGAGUGCAAUUAGCCAAAAACGUUCUGAAAAUAUACGAGCGGCAAAUCAGAUGAACAACUUUUUAAUCUGGUGAGGCCUAAAUGAGUUAACAUAAUUAGCAUUAAAGCCUUUAUAAAACAUGAUAGAAUGGUGUUUUGCUUAAGAGUAUUCAAAUUACAGUGAGAGCUAUUAAUUCUUCUCAUUCAGGCGCUGUUGAGGCAUAUAUAUCUUGGUAAUUAUUUCAUGUAUUACAAAAUGUAAUGCAACGAAGUUCAAAUAAGGCUUUUCAAUUAUCCAAGUUAGAAAGCUCCAGGAUUAAUUCAAAAUGAAAAAGAAUAUAUUUUUACACUGCAUGCAAGGUGCAGCUCAGAAAUCACUAAGAUGUAAGCUUCACAAAUGAACAUUGCAAAUAGUAAAUGGUAAAUUUUCAUUGUUCAGAAUACCGGGAAUCUGAACUAUUCUAUGCUAUUAAGAUAAAAGUUACUCGGAAAUCAAGUUCUUGCUUCCAAAAAAAAAAAAAAUGUACAAAUCCUUCCUGCAUGAAGUGUACUUCAGACUUUUACCUAAAAAAAUUCAAAGUAUAAACACCAAAAGAAAAUGAACAAGUCCCUCCCGCGUAUAUGAAGUUUACUUCAGACUUUAACUUAUAAAAAAAAAAAACUAAGUAUAAAUGCCAAAAGAAAUUGUACAAGUCUUUUCCGCGUAUAUGAAGUGUACUGCACAAAUUUCAAAGUAUCUGCGGUGUACAUGCAGUGUACUAUUUUCUUGUACAAGUCCCUCCUGCGUACAUGCAGUGUACUCCUUAAAUUUUCAGAGUCUGUGCUGCAUACUUGAAGUGUACUAGUGACCUCCUGCGUACAUGCUGUGUACUCGUCGAAAUAGUACGCGGCAUGUACACGGCAUGCGGUGUAUGUAAAAUGUACUCCUCUGGCAUACUACUGUGUUCGCGGCAUAUACACAGCAAAUGCGCAGCAUGUACGCCACAGAGGCUUGCUUCUGUAAGGGUAUCCAGCUGACAUGCAAAAGGUUGGUGGUUCUACCCAGAUUCCUGUCUGAAAUUAGGGCUAGAAGGGCUUUUGGGUUUUCUUUCACCUUCAUAGGCUGGAAAGUUACAAGUUAGUUGUGAACUGUCUUGGUGGAACUGAAAAAAAAAACCCAUCAUUUUGUCCAAAAUGGCUUCUUUUGGAACAUGAAUACUUGGUUUCCUUAAAAAAUGGGAAUAUAUCUGUAUAUUGACAUUUUAUUUCAUGUAUUAAUAAAUCCUUGAAAAUGUUUCACAGCAUAAGUCUGUGUAGGAUGUAAAUGUUGCUCAUACUGUUGCUACAUUGUACAAUCAUAACAUGUUAGUUUACAUGUGUUUUGAUACUAUUACAAUACCUGUCAAGUUUCUAAAAUAUGAAAGAGUGAGAUUUGUGCGAGUCGUGGGGGAUGGGUGUAAGAAAUUGUUUGUGCACCCUGCCAUGAGUGGUGGGGGCAUAUAGAUUUGGUCUUGUCCGUCCGUCCGUGCAUCCGUCUGUCCGAAGUUCGUGACGCACCUAGCUCAAAAAGUAUUUGACAUAAAUUGAUGAAACCUUGCAUGAGUCUUUAUCAUGAUAUGAACUUGCGCACCUCCUAUUUUUCAUCUGGCUCCGCCCCCUAUUUUUAGAGUUAUGGCCCCUGAAAUAGUGAAAAAUGCACAUUUUCACCUUGUGACAUGCCUAGCUCAAAAAGUAUUUGAUAUAGAUUCAUGAAACCUUGCAUGAGUCUUAAUCAUGAUAUGAACUUGCGCACCUCCUAUAUUUCAUUUGAGUCCACUCCCUAUUUUCAGAGUUAUGGCCCCUGAAAUAGUCAAAAAUGCACAUUUUUACCUUGUGACAUGCCUAGCUCAAAAAGUAUUUGAUAUAGAUUCAUUAAACCUUGCAUGAGUCUUAAUCAUGAUAUGAACAUGCGCACCUCCUAUUUUUCAUUUGGGUCCGCCCCCUGUUUUUAGUUAUGGCCCCUGAAAUAGUCAGAAAUGUACAUUUUCACCUUGGGACGCACCUAGCUCAAAAAGUAUUUAAAAUAAAUGGUUGAAAACUUGCAUAAGUCUUUAUCAUGAUAUAAACUUGCACACCUCUAAUUUUUUGGCUGGCUCCACCCCCUAUUUUUAAAGUUAUAGCCCCUGAAAUAGUAAAAAAAAUGCACUUUUUCACCUAAUUAUGUGCCUAGCUCAAAAAGUAUUAGAUGUAAAUUCAGGAAACCUUGCUUGAGUCUUUAACAUGAUAUGACCUUGCACACUUGGCAUUCUUCUUGAGAAUCUUAGCUCUUAUUACAGAGUUAUGGCCCUUGAAAUAGCCAAAAUAGUGGAUUUUUUGUUUGACGCCCAUAGCUCAAAAAGUAUAAGGCCUAGAAUAAUGAAUCCUUUUCAUAAAAUGUUUGUUGAGGCUGUACCCCAUUAAGACUGCAGACAUUUGAAUUAUUGCCCCUUAUUUGUGACAGAUACCAGUGGGGGUUGGGGGAUGGGGGUCACACCCUGUGUCCUACAGACACAUUCUAGUUUUAAAUAUACAUGAAAAUAUGCAUUCUGGUGCUUUCUGAGACCAUUAAUAUGAAUUUCAGGUCCACCCUUUUUUGCCUUGCUUUAACACAUUCUAUAUGGAAAACACAUGAUUUUUUUGUUUAAUUUUAUUUCAUGAUAGAUCUAUACAAGAAAAUUUAGUUUUCUAAAAAAACAAAUAAAAUAAAUAAUGUGAUUUUGUCAGUGAAACUGUUUUGAGUUUUUAUUACAGCCGUGAUAUAAAAUGUAUCUAUGAAGUUCAACCUAAAUGUUUAAUACAAACAAACGUUUCACUGAUCUACAUAUUCUACUUUCGAUUUGAAAUGUACUUUCGGUUUGAACCUGGACCGGAAAAACGGUUGUGCAUACAACUUACUUCCUACAUAGCUUGCAGAAAGCCAAACAAGGUCCAUUGUCUGCUUUUCUAAGCUAAGGAAAUUCCAGUUCCCACGCGUUGUUAUAUUUUGACGAAUAUAAUUCUUCUUUUUUUCUGGCGUCUUCAUGUUUUUUUUUAGUGUCGGUCAAGGUCAGGUGCAUGAAUGGUUCUAAUACUUUUCCGACAUGAAUGCAACAUCCACGAAUAGCAUAAAUAGUAACCAGUCAGUCAGUAUCAGUGAUUUACGUAAUUGGCUCGUAGUCAUUCGGAACUUAACGCAUCAAUUUGAUUGGUACAGUCUCUCUCGGGAAGCUUCGGUUAAAGCAAAAACUGGCUUGAACCAGUUUCGGCAGGUCUGUUACGUAAUCAGUACAUUAAAAAUGACACUUGACAUGUGUUUUGUGUUUAUUGUUGUCUCAUCCUGUCUAAAAUAACGAUGCCAGAUGGCAAAUUAGAGAAAAUAAUUAAGCGGCCCACAAAUUUUUUGGUCUGAUUUUUUAAGAAAGCGUGAGAAAAUGCUCCAAAUUCGUUAAGUCGUGAUCAAACCUUGAAUUCGUGAGAAUCACGAUUCAAGCGUCAGACUUGACAGGUAUGAAUUUCUCACUAUGCUACUUUUCCACAAAAUCAUGAUAUUACUCAGUGCUUUGAUACAGUAUAAUGCUGAUAAGCCAUGUUGGCAUGGCGACUUGACUCGGUAUCAAUCUGCUACUUCCUUGCUUUAAGAGUUGCAUCCAUACUGACAAUGAUUUUGUACUUUAAGAAUGCUCAUCUUGAAAAGGGGAACAAUUUGUUUGUAGAAAUCAGUAUUUUUGUUAUAAUAAUGAAGACUUGGUAAUAUUUAGAAGAGUUUUAUUUUUACCAGUAAAACAUUGAUUCUAAUUCUGGAGGAUAAUUGUUAGUAUUUUCUGCAAAAGUAAUGUUUGUAUUAUAUCCAGUAAUAGUUUUAGCAUUAUUUCAAAUAAUAGUGCUAGCAUUAAUUCAAGUAACAGUGUUAGCAUGAACUUAAGUAACAAUCAGAAUUUUCUCCAAUAAUUGUGUUGAGGAAUAUGAAGUUUGAAUUAUUAAUGACACAAAUAAGUCAAAAGUUUUGAGAAAAUUUCCCCACAGUCUUGUUUUAGGAGGUGGGGAGGGUGGUGGUGGGGGAGGAGAUGAGAUGCAUUCUUUAUUUUUAUCUCAAGUAAAUGAAUCAGGACAUUCUGCCAAGUAUUUGCCAGUUGCAACGAGUCAGGUCUGUACCUUCAAACGCAAAGACAUUAGACACUAAACCACAUGCAAGGGCACUCUUGUUUUGGGGCUUUGUCACUUGAUGAUAACCUUCAUUAAAGUUGCUCAAUAACUGUGAUAUGUAAUCUUUAUAUUUUCUUAUUAUUGUUAAAUUACUAAAUGAAAAUCUUAUUUGUAUGUUUGUGAUGUUUGGGAUUAAAGCAGCCACAAAGUUGAGGAAAAUUAGUGGCCAAUCAGCAUAUUCCAUGUUUUUCAGUGAAUUAUUGAAAUAUAAGCAUGAAAUAUAUCUGGUAUUUUCACUGGUUAGACAGUGCAAAAUGGGUAGAGGUUUAUUUAAAACAUGAAAUUAAAAAAGAAAAUUUGAUUGUUGUACAUGUAAGAUCAAAAUAUUUUUCAGUCUGGAACAGUAUUAUAUCUUACAUGCCUUUGUGAAAAUAUUGCUUCUGAUGUUCAAUUGUGGAAGAUUUCACAUAAUAGUGGGAGAGGUUCUGUCCAUAUAUUUGUAUAAAAGUCACUGGAUUCAAAUUUUACAAAGUCUGAUGUUUGCAACAUCAAAAAAAUACAUGUCCAAAAAUAGCAAAUUUGUCUGAUGUUACAGUCUUACUAUAGUAGAAUUCCAUUACAAAAUAUGUUUAACUUACUAUAGUUGUUUUAUCAUAUAAAGACGUAUAAAUAUUGUGCAAUAGUGUCACUUUUUAAACAUUUUGAAAUUGAUUGUUUUUCAUAAUUGAUUGUAUUAUAUUAAUUAGUGCUGUGUUUUUAAUUUGCUAGUCUUAUAUAUUAUAUAUAUAUAUAGAGUUCUUAACCCUUAUCUUGCUAAAUUUCUAAAAUGGACUUGUCCAUCAUUCAAUUUGGGCAAUACCAUUUAUUAUUUGAAGGGGUGUUCACUGAAAAUUUACUAACUGAAUGGCGAACAGUGCAGGUAUGGACGUGCAUGAACUGCUAAAUUUCUAUAAUGAACUUGUCCAUCUUUCAAUGUGGACAGUAUCAUUAAUUGUAAAAGGGGUGCUUACCAAAAUGAUACUGACUAAAUGGCGAACAGUGCAGACCAUGAUCUGUGCAGGCUGAUCUUGGUCUGUACUGGUUGCAAAGGCAGAAUCACUUGCCGCCAGCAGGCUAAGGGUUAAAUGUUCAAACUUUAGAAAAGGCACUUUGAGUGUUUAAUCAGUAGUAUUUGUCUAAAUUCAGUCACUGUGGUCGUGUUUUGACUUUUACAUCAAAAUGCAUUUUAAUGUAUCAAAUAAAAUACAGAAGUAGUACCUGUUCUUUGUAAAGUAUGAAAUUUCAAACUGGUGUUAUAGGUUAAGAAUAAUGAAAACAUUUGCAAAAGUUAUUCUUAUAAUUUCAAAAUGUAUGUAACAAUUUGUUAUUCUAAAGCUAUUGUCUUCCAUCUUGGCAUCACAUGACUGUACAUGUAAUGGAUACAGAUAAAUAUAUUUCAUAUUGGCAGUUUCAAAAUUAAGUGUUAUUUCCUAUAUGUCAGAUUAAUGGUAAACUUUGUUGGCUGAUAAGAGAUCCUCCAUGAAAUUUAGGGACAAUAAACACUUGAGUCACUAUUCUUCUCUAUGUAAAUGUUGUAAGUCAUUCUGAUCCCCUAGAUCUAUAAGGUUGUUUACUACAAACAGGAUGUAUAUUUUGAGAGCACCUACUUGAAAAUUCAUAUUAUACUUGCCUAUUGGCUUUUCCAGUGUGAUUUUCUAGCUUGGUACUCUUCCAAGUAUACCUCCAUAGUGUACAGAAAAAUGUCAAAUAACAUUAAGUCAAAUUCAAUGGGACAGGCAAAAUUAGUUCGAUCUGUCGGGAGUUCAAGCUUUGGAACUGUAUACAUAUAUAGGAAUUUUGCUGGGACAUGCUGAAGGGUUUGAGCGAAGGGUUGUGUUCAGGGAGCUGUAGACUAGUGGUUAAGGUGUCGGCCACUCAACCCGGGGAUCAUAGGUUUGAGCCCCACUGGGGUCACGUCCAUGACUUCUCAUAUGAUUCCAAUACUGGUUUUUCCAAGAAGCGGACCCGAGAGUGGUUCAAAUUAGCUUAAAGCUUCAUCACGAUCGAACUAAAAUAAAUUAGUAUAAACUAAACUAAUUAUCCAAGUUCAAGCGAACGCAGUUCGACUGUAAUAGUACUCAUGAGCUUAUAUCAUUGAAUGGCUUAGCAGUCAACAGUUGAAAUGGGAAGUUUAAUUACAUGAUAACGGUUUUAUUUUAAAAUUUUUUGCUUAUUAGCCUGGAAAUAUAGAUUUUUAUAUAUGGGACGCAUUAUGGAAACGCCCUUGGAGGGGGGGGGGAUGGCAGGGGGUCGGUGCCUGCAAACUUUGUCCGGAGCAUUUCUUCUUCAUGUGUCGAGGGAUUUUUCUGUAACUUGGCGUAAAUGUUCGUCGUCAUGAAAUGGAGUGUCUUGUGCAAGAACCAGGUCCCUAGGUUUAAGGUCAAGGUCACACUUAAAGGUUAAAGUUCAGAUACAAGAACAACUUAACAAGCUCUCGACUGGCGUAUUUUGUGACUAUGCCACCCUUGUUUUUCUUCAAAUUUGUGACAUAUGUGUUUGCCAAUGUAUACAGUGCUUUCCUAUAUUUUAACAUAAUACUUCAUACUCUUAUUUGCUUUAUUAGCUCACCUGUCGCAAAGUGACAAGGUGAGCUUUUGUGAUCGCGCGGUGUCCGUCGUCCGACCGUGCGUGCGUCAGUCCGUAAACUUUUGCUUGUGACCACUCUAGAGGUCACAUUUUUCAUGGGAUCUUUAUGAAAGUUGGUCAGAAUGUUCACCUUGAUGAUAUCUAGGUCAGCUCGAAACUGGGUCACGUGCCAUCAAAAACUAGGUCAGUAGGUCUAAAAAUAGAAAAACCUUGUGACCUCUCUAAAGGCCAUAUAUUUCACAAGAUCUUCAUGAAAAUUGGUCAGAACGUUCACUUUGAUGAUAUCUAGGUCAAGUUCGAAACUGGGUCACGUGCCAUCAAAAACUAGGUCAGUAGGUCAAAUAAUAGAAAAACCUUGUGACCUCUCUAGAGGCCAUAUUUUUCAUGGGAUCUGUAUGAAAGUUGGUCUGAAUGUUUAUCUUGAUGAUAUCUAGGUCAAGUUUGAAACUGGGUCACGUGCCAUCAAAAACUAGGUCAGUAGGUUAAAUAAUAGAAAACCUUGUGACCUCUCUAGAGGCCAUAUUUUUCAUUGGAUCUGUAUGAAAGUUGGUCUGAAUGUUCAUCUUGAUGAUAUCUAGAUCAAGUUCGAAACGGGGUCACGUGCGGUCAAAAACUAGGUCAGUAGGUCUAAAAAUAGAAAAACCUUGUGCCCUCUCUAGAGGCCAUAUAUUUCAUGAGAUCUUUAUGAAAAUUGGUCAGAAUGUUCACCUUGAUGAUAUCUAAGUCAAGUUCGAAAGUGGGUCACGUGCCCUCAAAAACUAGGUCAGUAGGUCAAAUAAUAGAAAAACCUUGUGACCUCUCUAGAGGCAAUGUUUUUCAUGAGAUCUGUAUGAAAGUUGGUCUGAAUGUUCAUCUUGAUGAUAUCUAGGUCAAGUUCGAAAGUGGGUCACGUGCCGUCAAAUACUAGGUCAGUAGGUCAGAUAAUAGAAAAACCUUGUGACCUCUCUAAAGGCCAUAUUUUUCAUGGGAUCUGUAUGAAAGUUGGUCUGAAUGUUCAUCUUGAUGAUAUAUAGGUCAAGUUUGAAACUGGGUCAACUGCGAUCAAAAACUAGGUCAGUAGGUCUAAAAAUAGAAAAACCUUGUGACCUCUCUAGAGGCCAUACUUGUGAAUGGAUCUCCAUAAAAAUUGGUCAGAAUGUUCAUCUUGAUGAUAUCUAGGUCAAGUUCGAAAGUGGGUCACGUGCCAUCAAAAAGUAGGUCAGUAGGUCAAAUAAUGAAAAAACGUUGUGACCUCUCUAGAGGCCAUAUUUUUCAUGGGAUCUGUAUGAAAGUUGGCCUGAAUGUUUAUCUUGAUGAUAUAUAGGUCAAGUUUGAAACUGGGUCAACUGCGAUCAAAAACUAGGUCAGUAGGUCUUGAAAUAGAAAAACCUUGUGACCUCUCUGGAGGCCAUACCCUUAAAUGGAUCUUCAUGAAAAUUGGUCAGAAUGUUCAUCUUGAUGAUAUCUAGGUCAAGUUUGAAACUGGGUCACGUGCCUUGAAAAACUAGGUCAGUAGGUCAAAUAAUAAAAAAACCUUGUGACCUCUCUAGAGGCCAUACUUUUCAUGGGAUCUGUAUGAAAGUUGGUCUGAAUGUUCAUCUUGAUGAUAUCUAGGUCAGGUUUGAAACCUGGUCAACUGUGGUCAAAAACUAGGUCAGUAGGUCUAAAAUUAGAAAAAUCUUUUGACCUCUCUAGAGGCCAUAUUUUUCAAUGGAUCUUCAUGAAAAUUGGUCUGAAUGUUCACCUUGAUGAUAUCUAGGUCAGUUUCGAAACUUGGUCACGUGCGGUCAAAAACUAGGCUAGUAGGUAUAAAAAUAGAAAAACCUUGUGACCUCUCUAGAGGCCAUAUUUUUCAUGAGAUCUUCAUGAAAAUUAGUGAGAAUGUUCACCUUGAUAUCUAGGUAAAGUUCAAAACAGGGUCACGUACCUUUGAAAACUAGGUCAAUAGGUCAAAUAAUAGAAAAACCUUGUGACCGCUCUAGAGACCAUAUUUUUCAAUGGAUCUUCAUGAAAAUUGAUCAGAAUUUUUAUCUUGAUAAUAUCUAGGUCAAGUUCAAAACUGGGUCACAUGAGCUCAGAAACUAGGUCACUAUGUCAAAUAAUAGAAAAAACGACAUCAUACUUAAAACUGGAUCAUGUGGGAAGAGGUGAGCGAUUCAGGACCAUCAUGGUCCUCUUGUUUUUAACAGUAUUUUCACUGUUUUAGCUAUACAGUCAAACCUGUCUAUAAAGACCACCCUUGGGAGAGCCAUAAUGUGGUCUUUUUUGGGAGGUGGUCUUUAUUCACAGGUUAAAACUCAUUGAAAAUGUUAAAAUGGGAAACAAAACAUGUGGUCUUUAGAGCCAGGUGGUCUCUGUUCAGAGGUGGUCUUUAACACAGGUUUGACUUUAUUUGCAUGUGUGAUAUUAGGAAAACUUUUAUAAGUUCAUUCCAAUUACUGAUAAGGCCUAAAAAAAAUUAUUUGUUUCCGGUAACAUGCUCAAAAAAAUUAGGGUAGGUAGGUCGGUAUUUUUUUUAGGGGGGAAUUUUUUUUUAUUAAGUAAGACUUUUCAGAAAUUAUUAUUGUGUCAAAAAAUUAAUACCAAUAAGGGGGUUAUGCCUUUAGAGCAUCAGUAAGUAGAUUUCUAACAUCAUUGACCAUGUUUAAAGCAUAAAAAGUGCAGUUUUGCAACUGAAAAAAAUCUCCAAUGCCAUAAAAUGAUUUAGGGUCGGGCAAAAAAUUUAGGGUAGGUCAGGAUACCGGAAAAAAAAAAAUUUCUUUAGGCCAAUUCCAUAAACAAAUAAAUAUUGUUAAGUUCAUAUGCAGUAAAAUGUUAAAAAAGAUCCUAAUGGAUUGCUGCAUUUGUGUUAAAUAAUUUUAUUAUGGUUGUGAUAAUUAUGUAUGCUUAUUUCUUGUCAAGUAUGGUGCUAUAUCACGAUGUGUGUAAUUCUCAUGGAAAUAAAUGCAAAUGAAUAUAAUUUGAAAUACCACACAGCUGGUGUAAAAAGAGCAGUUAUUUUCAGUGAGGGUAGUGCACCACUAAAUGGUUACCAUAGCAUGCUUUCUGACAGUUUCUAUUUUUCCAGUAUGCUUUAAAAUAGUUCCUAUACUUAUGGACAUUUCCUGUAUUUUUACUAGUUUUUCUAGACUUAUAUGUAAUAUUUAACUGUAACAUUAUCCACUAACAAAAAUAGCAGAUAUUCUCAGAAAAAAAGAAAUAUAAGGUAAAUACUGUUUAACAAUGAACAUUUUGAAAAUCAUAAACUAUUCAUGUAAGAUUUACAGAGUUGUUGGCAUAGUAUAUAAAAAAACAAUCGGGAUGUCUACUAGUUUUUCACUCUUCUGACAUGCAGUUUUAAUUACUGACAAUCCUUUCUGUAGUACUUGUUUGUGCUUCAUUUUUAGUAGUUUUUUGGUAUUGUUAUUUCUGAACAAAUUGAUGUAUUUAUGUAUUUUAUUCAUAUAGCAUUUCAUACUAUUUUGGAGAUAUUAUUUGAUAUAAAAACAGAAUUUUAAAAUGAAA
Messenger RNA from Mercenaria mercenaria, 14652 nucleotides. Its product is annotated as calpain-B-like. Bases 152 to 1837 code for a protein of 561 amino acids. Gene Ontology annotation, biological process: proteolysis. Gene Ontology annotation, cellular component: cytoplasm. Gene Ontology annotation, molecular function: calcium-dependent cysteine-type endopeptidase activity. The record is from RefSeq and is a predicted model, not a curated record. Lineage: Eukaryota; Metazoa; Mollusca; Bivalvia; Venerida; Veneridae. The transcript is spliced from 12 exons.